This is a messenger RNA of Merops nubicus (carmine bee-eater), 1716 nucleotides long. RefSeq names its product DnaJ (Hsp40) homolog, subfamily C, member 6 (gene DNAJC6). The transcript has 11 exons. The record is from RefSeq and is a predicted model, not a curated record. The annotation marks the transcript as partial. Gene Ontology annotation, biological process: dephosphorylation. Gene Ontology annotation, cellular component: cytosol. Lineage: Eukaryota; Metazoa; Chordata; Aves; Coraciiformes; Meropidae. Gene Ontology annotation, molecular function: phosphatidylinositol-3,4,5-trisphosphate 3-phosphatase activity.
CAUCACCAGACAUGGAGUCCAGCUAUGGGGGAGGCUUGCUAGAUAUGGUGAAAGGAGGAGCAGGGAGACUCUUCAGCAAUUUGAAGGAUAACCUGAAGGAUACCCUGAAAGAUACAUCUUCAAAGGUCAUGCAGUCUGUUGCCAGUUACACCAAGGGAGAGCUUGACAUUUCAUACAUUACCUCAAGAAUCAUAGUGAUGUCCUUUCCAGCUGAAGGUGUUGAGCUAGGAUUCAGGAACCACAUUGAAGAUGUAAGGACGUUUUUGGAUUCCAGGCAUCCUGACCACUACACAGUCUUCAACUUGUCACCCAAGUACUAUCGCAGUGCCAAGUUCCACAACCGGGUAUCUGAAUGUAGCUGGCCAGUACGACAAGCACCCAGUCUGCACAACCUCUAUGCUGUCUGUAAGAACAUGCACAACUGGCUACAGCAGAACCCCAAAAAUGUCUGUGUCAUCCACUGCAUGGAUGGCCGUGCAGCCUCAGCAGUUCUGGUCAGCGCCAUGUUCUGUUUCUGUCACCUCUUCUCUAAUCCAGGCCCUGCUAUGCAGCUGCUGAACACAAAGAGACCUGGGAUUGUGUUGUGGCCAUCUCACAGGAGGUACAUAGGGUACAUUUGUGAUCUAAUAGCAGACAAGCCUGUCAUUCCUCACUGCAAACCACUCACUAUCAAGUCAGUCACCCUCAGCCCAGUGCCCUGCUUCAACAAGCAACGGAACGGCUGCCGGCCCUUCUGUGACAUUCUCAGUGGAGAAACAAGAAUCCUCACCACUUCCCAGGAGUAUGAAAGGAUGAAAGAAUACCGUGUGCAAGAAGGGAAAGUUCUCAUUCCACUGGGAGCCACUGUCCAUGGAGAUGUUGUUGUUUCUGUCUACCAUAUGAGAUCAACCAUUGGAGGUCGCCUUCAAGCAAAAAUGACCAACACGCAAAUAUUCCAAAUUCAGUUUCACACUGGAUUCAUAGCCCUGGGAACAACCACACUAAAAUUCACCAAGCCUGAACUGGAUGCCUGUGACUCUCCAGACAAAUAUCCUCAGCUCUUUCAUGUUAUACUGGACAUAGAAAUACAGUCUACUGAUAGACAGACUGAGCUAACUCCCCCGUGGGAGAACUUCACAACAAAAGACAUCAAUCCAAGCAUUCUCUUCUCCUCUCAUCAGGAGCAUCAGGACACUCUUGCUUUGGCAGGUAGAGGUCCCACUGAUUCACCCCAGGAUAACAUCAGAAAUGUUGGGCAGAGUGCAUUCUUCUCAUCUCUCAGCUGGCAAGAUCAGAAAUCUGACAAAAGUAGCUCUCACCCCACCUCAGAGGAUCGAGCAGCGUUGGUGCAUGAGGAAAGCGAACAGUCAGAUGACGAACUCUUGUCCCUUUCCAGUCAGCACAGUAAUGCCAGUGGUGACAAGCCUCACGGGACACCAAAACACAGCAAAAAGCAGCAAGAGCCUCCAGCACCACCUCCACCUGAAGAUGUGGACCUGCUGGGCCUGGAUGGUAGCCCUACGAGCAAGAGUUUUCCCUCACAGCCCACUGCUGCCCCUUCUAACUCUGACUUGCUGAGUGAUUUGUUUGGGGUUGGUGGGACAAGUUCCCAGAGUCAAGGUGGACAGCCUGCUGCUGAAGAUGUCUUCCACGUGGGGGGACCUGGAUCUGUGCAGUCCACUCCUCGGCGUUCUGCAGCUUCGGCAUCCCCAUCCCCGUCCCCACGGGUAGGAGAAG